CGCUCAGUCAGUCCCUCCCGGAGGGCGCGGAGGUGGUGGGGGAGGCAGCUGUGCAGAAAUACAGGCGCAGAGGAGUUGCUUCCAGCAGCCUAACGCAGCUCACCUGCUGGUGCUCACCUGUUCUCCAUUUCACCAUGGACAGCUCCUGCAGCCACCUGGACGCUGCUUCUUUUCUGCACAUCUGGAGAUUGUUUGAUGCUCGUGAUCGGGGCUAUAUUGAGGGAAAGCACUUGGAUGACUUUUUGGGCCACGUUAGGAAGAAAUUAGGGAAGACAGACAAGCAGAUGGAGGAGAAACUGCAGAGGCUCAAAGCUGCCAGCACUGAUGGAAACCUGCAGAUCCAAGAGUUGGCCACUAUCAUCCUGCCAGAAGUAGAGAAUUUCUUGCUGCUGUUCCGCAGAGAGACGCCGCUGGACAACAGUGUGGAGUUCAUGAGGAUUUGGAGGCACUAUGAUGCUGACAGCAGUGGAUUUAUAUCAGCUGUGGAACUGAAGAGUUUCCUCCAGGAUCUGUUUCAGCAGCACAAUAAGCACAUCACCCCAGACAAACUGGAGCAGUACACCGACACUAUGAUGAAAAUGUUUGGCAAAAACCAAGAUGGCCGCCUGGACUUAAACGACUUGGCCAGAAUUUUGUCCUUAAAGGAGAACUUUCUGCUGAAGUUUGAGAUGGAUGCCUGCAGUCAGAAGGACAGGAAGAGAGAUUUUGAGAAAAUAUUUGCUCAUUAUGAUGUGAGUAAGACAGGAGCGCUGGAAGGACCAGAGGUGGAUGGCUUUGUUAAAGACAUGAUGGAGCUGGUCAAGCCCAACCUGAGCGGCUCAGACCUAGACAGGUUCAAGCGCGCCUUGCUCAGCCACUGCGAUGUGAAUGGAGAUGGAAAGAUCCAGAAGAAUGAGCUAGCGCUGUGUCUGGGGCUGAAACUGACUCCAUAAACACAGAGAAGCACGCUGGACCGUUCCUGACCUACACAUACUAUACUGAACACAUUCACAAGCUAACUGCUAAUGCUAACCUUCCACAUAGCGUUUAGAGCAAUAAGGGGCAUAAAGACUGAGCACUACAGAGGUGGGACACAAGACAUGGAGAUACAUGUUGAUGGCUUUUAUUUAAUGCUCAUUUGAACCUUUUAAAGUAAUAAGAUAUUAUGGUUAAUCGUUUAACUGAAAGCUGUGUCGCUUUGUGAAUAGGUACUUUACUCAGUUUGGUGUUUAGUCUAAAUAAUCACUUAAACCUUUACCUCAUUGUAUGCAUGCUGUUAUUGAUCUUUUAGAUUUGAUGUUUCUGGUGGUUUUGGGCUGAUGAAUAGAUAAAUGUGAUUUACUGUU
Molecule: messenger RNA, 1325 nt
Organism: Colossoma macropomum (tambaqui)
Lineage: Eukaryota; Metazoa; Chordata; Actinopteri; Characiformes; Serrasalmidae
Product: secretagogin-like
Exons: 11
Coding region: 135-932 (265 amino acids)
Biological process (GO): regulation of long-term synaptic potentiation; regulation of presynaptic cytosolic calcium ion concentration
Cellular component (GO): terminal bouton; synapse; cytosol
Molecular function (GO): calcium ion binding
Source: RefSeq, a predicted model, not a curated record